Molecule: messenger RNA, 1743 nt
Organism: Neospora caninum
Lineage: Eukaryota; Apicomplexa; Conoidasida; Eucoccidiorida; Sarcocystidae
Exons: 9
Coding region: 1-1743 (580 amino acids)
Biological process (GO): regulation of DNA-templated transcription; nucleotide-excision repair
Cellular component (GO): transcription factor TFIIH core complex; transcription factor TFIIH holo complex
Source: RefSeq, a predicted model, not a curated record
AUGCAGCCACCCGACCCUCCUUCCGGGGACUUGCCCCCUUCUUCUUCUUCUUCUUCUUCUUCUUCUCACCUGUCUUCGAGCUUGGUCGGUGGAGCUGAAGCUUCGGGCGCCGAAGAGAAGAACGGGGAGGGUGCGGGGGUCGGGCCGCUUUCGGCUGCUCGCACCGCUCCUUCCUUGGGUCUGAAUCCAGUCCCAGGCUGCGCCCUUCCAGUCGGGGAGCGCGUGAAGAGAGAGCAGCCUGCGUCUCCGUCUUCUCGCCCCGCUCCAGAGGCUUCCAGGCUGGUCCCGGCGGACUGCCUGGUUCUCCGCGCCGCUCGUUCAGGCCCGAGCACGCACGCAGCUCCGCGAGACGCACCCGCGGAAGCUUCCGGACUUCUGACGGCGGAGACCGCGCGAACAGGGGCAAGCGCAGAGAGCUCGCUCGGCGCACGGAGGAAAUCGGCCAGUCAGGCGCUACCUUCGCCGCCCCUGAAGCCGCCGGAGACGCCAGGCUCCGCUGCGCGCCUCUCCAUGUGCGAUUCCGCCGUGGUGAUUGUCGUCGAUUUGAAUGGGCGUGUCUGGAGAAACCGACACUUCGCCUUCCGCAAGGACGACAAGGACAAGGCCGCGAAGAAGGCCGCGGGGGGGCCGAAAGGCGCAAACGCCGAAUCCGAGAAGCCGCCGCUCCAGGCUUUCCUUAGCUUUCUCGAGUGUGCUCUCUGCGGCUUCGUCCGGGCUCUCACGCUCCUCACGCCGUGCAGCGAGGUGGCCGUUGUGGCAAUGAACGAGCGAACGAGCGCAGUGCUGGUCUCGGGUCGUGUGCCGAAUCUUCUGGUCGAGGCGGCCGGGCUAGGCGGCUUCUUCACCACCAUGAUGACGCGCGUGGCGCAGUUCGCCGCCAACUUGCCGCUCUCUUCGCCGGGGCGGGACGUGAAGGGCGUGAAGGCCGAGCGCGACGCUGGCGGGGAGCGCCGUCCAGAAGGUGCCUCCGACAGAGUGAAACGCCUCAAGACAGAACGAACUGAGGCGGCCUGUGCUGCCGUAGCCACGACAGAAACCCCAGAGGGGGAGACGCGUGCGGCGCCCGCCGGUGCUCCGCCAGGCGGCGGCCACGUGGACGCCGUCGGCGCGUCGGGAAGAUCUCUCUGCGGUGAAGACUCGAUGCUCGCGGGGGCUCUUUCCCUCGCUCUUUGCUAUCUCAACAAGGUGGCAAAACGCAGUGCGAGGCCGCCUGAGCGACGCGUCCUCCUCCUCGACGGGUCACUCGAUCGCUCCUAUUCCUCGCAGUACAUGCCGCUCAUGAAUCUGGCCUUCGCCGCAGCCAAAGGAAACAUCGUCAUCGACUGCUGUGCGCUUUGCCCGAACCCUUCUACGAUUUCGGAACAACUAUGCGACAUCUCGCGCGGCGUUCACCUGAAGUUUUCCCAGGCUGCGCCUGCCUCGACGAGCGGCAAUUCGCAUCUCGACGGCGGCCUCGCUCUUCUACAGCUGCUCCUCUUUUGGAUUUUCCCGUCUGUGUCUUUGCGGCCUGCUAUUGCCGCGCUCUCUGUGCACCGCGGACGGAGCAACGCGGCCGUUUGCUUUUGCCAUCACAGGCCGGUCGAGGUCUGCUGCAUUUGCUCCUGCUGUCUUGCAAUAUACUGCUCCGAAAAGGACGCACAGACGGGAAAGGAGAGAAUAUCCUGCGACGUGUGCAAGUCGCGCUUUUCUCGAGGACUACUCAAAAAUAAAAUGGCCGGAGGCGUGGAUCUGCCAAGCUACUGA